AUGUCAGCCACCGCCUUGCUUCUCCCGGCCCCUACCAGUCGCCACCACCGCUUUGUUUCAUCUCCUCCCGCUUAUAGGCCUUUGGAUUGUGGCGUCACUCCCAAUGACACCGGAAUUUUGGAGUGGAAAAUACCGGUUACCGGUUCACCUGAUCAGUACGUCGAAAAUACCGGCACUACUGAAAACAAAACUCUCAAGAAGAGGAGUGUUGAAAGAAGGAUAAAAGAAAAAACAGAAUGGAUCAUAAGCAUAUCACCAUACGACACCGCGUGGGUGGCACUAGUGGAAGACAUCAACGGCGGGGAUGCCGGUCCUCAGUUUCCGGCAUCACUCGAGUGGAUUGCUAAUAAUCAGCUCUCCGACGGAUCGUGGGGUGACGGAAAAAUAUAA
Oldenlandia corymbosa var. corymbosa is the source of this 390-nucleotide messenger RNA. NCBI's taxonomy places the organism in Eukaryota, Viridiplantae, Streptophyta, Magnoliopsida, Gentianales, Rubiaceae. The record is from the annotation of a GenBank genome assembly.